Molecule: messenger RNA, 1945 nt
Organism: Osmerus eperlanus (European smelt)
Lineage: Eukaryota; Metazoa; Chordata; Actinopteri; Osmeriformes; Osmeridae
Product: integral membrane protein 2A-like
Exons: 6
Coding region: 109-855 (248 amino acids)
Biological process (GO): negative regulation of amyloid precursor protein biosynthetic process
Cellular component (GO): plasma membrane; extracellular exosome; Golgi apparatus
Molecular function (GO): amyloid-beta binding
Source: RefSeq, a predicted model, not a curated record
GCGGGAUUCAGCCUGAAUGCAAAGUGCGUCAUCGAAGAGACCUGCUCACGGGGAUAAUCUUCUCCGUCCAUUAGAUAAAAACAGACCGAUUCAGUUUUCCGAUUUAAAAUGGUGAAGAUAGCUUUUAGUUCUGCUCUAGCUCAGAAGGCGCUGGGAAAGGAGCUGCCAGUGUCCGAGAAGGACCCUGAGCUAGCUUCUGCGUCGAGGAGCAAUGAGGGCUCCACAGGUCGUUGUCUUCUAACGCUGCUUGGCCUAGCCUUCAUCCUUAGUGGACUCAUCGUUGGAGGAGCCUGUCUCUAUCGCUACUUCACCCCCAAGAGACUGUAUCAUGGGGCGAUGCAGUUCAGUGACGUGUCCAGCGGCGCAACGGAGGAGAGCCAGCCGUACUACCUGCCGCUGGUGGAGGAAGAAGUGGAGAUAUCUGACAACAUGGCCGUCAUCAGCGUCCCCCCGCCUCGCUUCAGGCCCGGAGACCCUGCUUACAUCCUGCAUGACUUCAACAGGAAGCUGACGGCGUACCUUGACCUGACCCUGAGGACCUGCUUUGUGAUCCCCCUCAACACCUCUGUGGUGCUGCCCCCCCAAGACCUCAUGGACCUCUUCAUGCAGCUCAUGUCUGGUUCUUACCGGAGCUACCUGGUUCAGGAGGACCUGGUGGUGACGGAGCGUGUUGACAAUGUAAAAGCUCUGGGCCACUACAUCCGCCGCCUGUGUGAGGGCAAGGACACCUACAGGAUGCAGCGCCGCAGUGAGCUCCCAGGGGGAGGCAUGCAGAAGCGCUCCGUGGAAGAGUGUUUCACCAUCCACCACUUUGAGAACAAAUUUGUGACGGAGACCAGAAUCUGCAAGGCCUGAAGGGGAGGAGGUAGGAGGGGAGAGACUGACCAGAGGUCCCUGAAGGGAGGAGAGAACGAGAGGCAGAGAGAGCAAUAGAGGGAGAGAAGGCUGUCUUCCAACUCUUGCAGCAGUGGUGUUGGCAGAGAGAUAUUUUUGUACAAAUCUAACUUGUAGAUCAUGCUUCUCUUGCUUUUGUUCCUGUGAACAGUGAUUAUCCUACAAGUUACUGUGCAGCUUUAUGCCCGACCCCCUCUGGUUCUUUCCAUAUACUGUUAUCACCUUUAACCCCUAGAGGGUCGUAAUAACCGCCGCCCCCUCUGGUUCCUAAACUAGUACUACUAACUGAGUUAGUACUGAGGUAGAUCCUUUUGAGUUAGUACUAAGUUAUUACUGAGUAAAUAUUUGUCCCCUUUUUCAUCUCGCUAACUGAUGUAAAACUCAUGUCUCUGCUGUAUUUCUGUUUGUGUGGAUACUGUAACAUGACCUCUCAUGUGAGUCGUUCAGCGUCAUCCCCCUCAGCCACAAAAGUUUAUGAUGUACUGUUGCUCAACAGUAUAGGGACAAGCUGUUACCCGGUUGGACAAAGUCCCCACAAUGUUGUCAAGUAAUUCAUAUCAAACAUGCCUGUCUGUGUUGGACUGCUGUUUACCUUGUUAACUCAUUGAGAUGUUGCACUCCUAACCAAACUAAGACCCACGUAUAGUUACAUUUUGCUGACCCCUUAGUAAUCCUGCUGUAGACAUUACCCAGAGUGCCCUGCUGCUCCCCUGGGGUCUCCCACCCCCAUGCUGUGGUUGGUUGUUUUCUAUCUGGUUGUGGUGUUGUUCCCUUAAAGAGUUUCAGAUUAGUGUCCUACAAAAAUACAGUAUUUGUGUUUGUAUAGAUCCCUUUUUAGUUAACUAAUCGCUGUCGCUUAGAGAGACAAUCAGACAGGAGACCGGAAGUGUGUAUGGAGUUCUGUACUGUGUGUGUGUGUGUGUGGUUCAGAUGCACAAGCACUGGGAGAUGUCUGUCUUGAACAACGAGUAGAGAGUACUGUGGCAAUGUUGUUAGAGUGACGCUCACUUUGUAUUUGGUUGUCAAAUAAAGAUGAAUUUCGUUACCUACC